ACAUCCGGUCCGGACCAACGCGGCGGCGUGCGAUACAGCCCGGACGGGGGAAAAAAGAUAGCCAGUGCGUGCGUGCGUGCGUGUGUAGUUCGACGGUGAAGGUUUGUUGCACGGUGCCCGAGUUCCUCAGCCAAGUUGGAUCCCAACAAAAUGGACAGUCCGUGUGAGUCGGAGAGCUCACUCGACGGGGGAGCGAUGCUCCCGCCGAGCCCGGUGUCGCGGGAGCAGCUGCAAAAGCGCAUCGAAAGUCUCACGCAACAGAACAAGGUGCUGAAGGUAGAGCUAGAAACGUAUAAAAUUCGUGUAAAAGUCAUCCAGGAGGAGAACCGUGCCCUGCGCCAAGCGUCAGUUAUCAUCCAAGCGAAAGCGGAGCAGGAGGAGGAGUACAUCUCGAACACGCUGCUCAAGAAAAUACAGGCGCUGAAGAAGGAGAAGGAAACGCUGGCGCACCAUUACGAGCGCGAGGAGGAGUGCCUCACAAACGAUCUGUCCCGCAAGCUCGACCAGCUGCGGCAGGAAAAGUGCAAGCUGGAGCAAACGCUCGAGCAGGAGCAGGAGUGUUUGGUGAACAAGCUGAUGCGCAAGAUCGAGAAGCUCGAGGCGGAAACGUCCGCAAAGCAGAACCAUCUCGAGCAGCUGCGGCGCGAGAUGGUCGAGCUGGAGAACACGCUCGAGCAGGAGCAGGAAGCGCUGGUGAACAAGCUGUGGAAGCGCAUGGACAAGCUGGAGGCGGAAAAGCGCUCGCUGCAGAUCAAGCUGGAUCAGCCGGUGUCCGACCCGACCAGCCCGAAAGAGAUCAGCCAUCAUCGCAACGAGAAUGGCAACGACACGGCCACCCAGCUGACCGCACACAUCACCAACCUGCGCUCGGAGGUGGACCAGCUGCGCAGCAACCUGGCGGCGGCCGAGAAGGAAAGCAAGGAAAAGACGCAACAGUUUGCGCACGAGGAGAAGUGCAUACGCGAUGAAAACAAGCGGCUGCAGCGCAAGCUGCAGCAGGAGGUGGAACGCCGCGAAGCCCUCUCCCGGCACCUGUCCGAGUCGGAAUCGUCGCUCGAGUUCGAGGACGAGCGGCUGUUCAAUGAGAACGUUUCGGCACUGGCCAGCCAGCGCCCGAUCAGCCCGGGCGGGCUGACGCGCUGCAUCACGUGCGGGCAGCUGGUGAGCCGGCGGGCCAGUGAGCGGUUUAUCAAGCCGGCCAUACCGCACGGACUGAACACGUCGGCACCGAAUGUGCUUUCCUCGCAUCACUCCACCGGCGGCGGCGGUGGUGGUAAUCUAUUCCCACUGCUCGGUGGCGGAAGCGGUGGCAGCACCGGCGGCGGCGGCGUUGGUGCCGGCUCGCUCAACAGUAGCAUCGGUUCGUCCGCCUCGAACAACACUAGCAGUAAUAUCUCGUUCACCGGCAAUACGUCCUUCGUGCAACCGGCCAGCCCAAUGGAUACCUCGAUGUGCAAGGAUUAAACUGUCUGCGACUGUGUCGCUCGCGCGCAGAAUAGAGAACCAGGUUGGUAGCAGCAGCAGCAGCAGCCCGUUCUUUCCCUUUUCCUUUUUAUCGUAAGCCGGGGAAGCCCAACAGCCCCCGGCACACCGUGUGCGGAUAUAGGAAGCACACUUGAAACUGAAGCUUAGCUUUUUCGUCCUUCAAACGCCGAUCGUCGUCAUAGCAGCAGCAUCGUUACAGGGUUUCGCUGUUACACGACUGAACCGUGUCCGAUGUGCAACCAUACGCUUUUCCUCUAAAACCCGUUUGCCGCAAAACGACAUUACGAUCGUGUAUCGUGAGGAAUGGUAAAAAAGUAAAACAAAACGCUGCCUCUAUAAAUAUGCAUACACGCUUUUCCAAAGCGGAUAAAGAUCAGUUAGAAGUUAGCGAUCGCGGCACACAACCCAGCAGCAGCAGCAGCAGUAGCAGCAGACGAAGAUGAAGAAACCCCUCCAAGGCACGAUCUUAUGCAGAGUGAAUGUAUAAUUCGUUCACGCUUUUUCUAUUCUUAUACUUUUAUUUUGGGGUUUUUUUGGAGGGAAUUUAUAGAAGAAAUCAUUCAGUUCGGCAAACAGUUCGUAACGGACAGCUGUUGGUGGGAUCGGUUGGGUGUGCAAGAGGGAGAGAGAGAGAGAGAGAGAGCUAGUACGGAAGUAAGAAAAAGCAACAAGGACAUACAAAAAAGGUUUGAAAACACGUAAUAUUUCGGAUACUAAUUAUCAUUAGAGAACACUAGAAGCAGUAAACGCAAGUUGUUCGCAUUCAUACAGGAUGGAAAAUGUUCCUCGCUCGCUAAGGAACCUCUUCUUAGCGCCGUAUCGCGUACGAUGAAAAUGAAAGAGACAGAAAGAGAUAGAGAGAGAGCAAGAGAGAGUGUUUGUGGAGGUUUGCGACUAACCAUGAAACAGGUGAAUGUGCGCUCGCACUCAACACGUGCUUCAGAGUAGCUAAUCUAGCUAAAGACAGAAA
Molecule: messenger RNA, 2455 nt
Organism: Anopheles gambiae (African malaria mosquito)
Lineage: Eukaryota; Metazoa; Arthropoda; Insecta; Diptera; Culicidae
Product: coiled-coil domain-containing protein 6
Exons: 5
Coding region: 151-1464 (437 amino acids)
Source: RefSeq, a predicted model, not a curated record